This is a messenger RNA of Aaosphaeria arxii CBS 175.79, 366 nucleotides long. RefSeq lists its product as uncharacterized. The record is from RefSeq and is a predicted model, not a curated record. Bases 12 to 329 code for a protein of 105 amino acids. Lineage: Eukaryota; Fungi; Ascomycota; Dothideomycetes; Pleosporales. The transcript has 3 exons.
UGUUCGGAGACAUGACUACACCUGCAAUGCCUGAGGGACCCAAGCAGGAAAACGACCGGAGGUCGUCGGAUGCUUCAGCAUCCUCUGGACACACCUCUACAUACGAUAGGAGAAGGUCCUCUGCAUCCGGAACGAGAUAUGCUGCACUUGAGGCCCUGAAGCGUCCUGCGGAUCCUCAAAGUACUGAAAGAAGGUCCAGUCUCCAGGACUCUUAUACGAAACCUGGAUUCCUUGGCUCCCUGUGGAACAAUUAUACUCGGGGUCCAGCCAACCCACCUGCUGCGCAGAAGCCACAUGAACAGCGAGACACUACAACCUUGAGGCAGUAAGAUUUCAUACGAACUAGGAGAGGCGUAAAAAGACUGA